Messenger RNA from Pyrenophora tritici-repentis Pt-1C-BFP, 3426 nucleotides. The record is from RefSeq and is a predicted model, not a curated record. Lineage: Eukaryota; Fungi; Ascomycota; Dothideomycetes; Pleosporales; Pleosporaceae.
AUGGCGGAUACCCAGAGUAACCGGCCGCAUCGGCCCAAGAAGGAGAAGAAGCCGCACAGUGGAGACAAGAACCCAAAGGCUUUCGCAUAUGCAGCGCCUGGCAAAUUGAAGAGGCAGGCGGCGCGCUCUACUGAAGUCAAAGAAAAGCGCCUUCACGUCCCACUCGUCGACCGCCUUCCCGAAGAAGCGCCCCCAAUCAUCGUAGGCGUAGUCGGCCCUCCAGGUGUCGGAAAGACGACUCUCAUCAAGAGCUUGAUCAGACGAUACACGAAGCAGACCCUCUCCACCCCCACCGGCCCGCUCACCGUCGUAACCUCGAAGCGCCGACGUCUCACCUUUAUAGAAUGUCCCGCCGAUUCGCUCGCCAGCAUGAUCGAUGUCGCCAAGGUGGUUGAUAUUGUGCUGUUGAUGAUUGACGGUAAUUACGGGUUUGAGAUGGAAACUAUGGAGUUCUUAAAUGUCCUCAGCGCAAGCGGUAUGCCGGGUAACGUCUUCGGUAUAUUGACGCAUUUGGAUCUGUUCAGGAAGCAGGAAACACUCAAACUGCAGAAGAAGAGGCUAAAGCACAGGUUCUGGAGCGAACUGUACCAGGGCGCAAAGCUCUUCUACCUCAGUGGUGUGGUGAAUGGACGGUACCCGGACAGAGAAAUCAUGAAUCUUUCGAGAUUCUUGAGCGUCAUGAAGAACCCUAGGCCGUUGGUGUGGAGGAAUUCGCAUCCGUAUUGUUUGGCGGAUAGGUUUCUGGAUAUCACACCCCCGACCGAUAUCGAACAAAAUCCAAAGUGCGAUCGGACGGUAGCAUUGUAUGGAUACCUUCGUGGCACAAACUUUCCUGCAGGAGGGUCGCGAGUGCAUAUACCAGGUGUGGGCGAUCUUACCGUCACUUCGACAGAAGCUUUGCCCGACCCAUGUCCGACACCGUUUGCAGAGAAGGCGGUUGAGAAGGCGUCGGGGAAGAAAAAGCGCACAAGACUCGGGGACAAGCAAAAGGUUCUGUAUGCGCCCAUGUCGGAUGUUGGUGGUGUCUUGGUUGACAAGGACGCUGUUUACAUUGACGUGAAGACUGCUACAUUCGACCCAGAGGCAGACUACUCAGAGAAAGGUCUGGGAGAGCAAAUGAUGAUUGGUCUGCAGGGCGGAAGAAAACUGCUAGGUGAAGAUGACGGAAACUUCCGACUGUUCAGGGACGGCGAGGCUGUAGACAGCAAGAACCUCGAUGAAGAUGUUGAAGACACUGGCCGACGAUCACAGAGGACAGCUAGAGCUGCUGCUGGCGAAGACGUCGAUGAUGCAGAUCUUGAUGGCAUUGCCAGCGACGACGAAGAGCUACAGCAGGACCAUAGCGAUGCCGACGACGAUGAAGAUGAUACAGGCUUUCUCAACAGCAAUGGCCCAUCGAAUGGCAAACUGAAAGUUGGACGCAAAGAAAAGGAUGCCACCGAGGCGCAGCUGAAGAUGUGGCCUUUGCAGACAAUGGGGCGCGAUGGAAAGCAAAUCUCCGCGAAAAUGCUGCAAAGCUACAAUGGUAGGAAACGACCGUACCGCGUCACCGACCUUGCCAAGAUGAUGUACAACAUGGACCUGGCCCCCGAAGAAGUCAUCAAGAAGUGGAGAGGGGAUGACAAUGAGGAGGAUAUUGAGGAAGAGGGUGACGAAGAUGGUGACUUCUUCAACAAGUCAAAGGAAAAUGCUUUUGCUAUUACCGAAGACCGCUACAUUCCCAAAUACAACUACGAGGAGCUAGCCGAGAAGUGGGAAGAUGAAGAGAAUGUUGAGGCCCUGAUGGGUCGUUUCGCUUCAGGCCAUAUGAAUGGCAAGGGAGGUGACGACGAAGAGAAUGACGACGACUUUGAGGGCUUCGAUGAGGAUGAUGAGGGCGACGGAGAAUUCGAAGAUUUAGAGACGGGCGAGAAGCACGGUGGAGAAGUUGAGAACACCGGAGCAGAGGCGGAAGCAAAUUCGAUUGAGGCAGAGCGUGAAAAGAACGCGCGGAGAAAAGAGGAGCUCAAGUUGCGAUUCGAAGAAGAAGAUCGAGAGGGCUUCAUGAACGACAAAGCCGAUGCGCGAAAAGAAGCAGGCCAAGAAGAAGAGUUUGGCGAAGAUGAUUGGUAUGAUGCGCAAAAGGCCAUGAUACAAAAGCAGCUCGACAUCAACCGCGCUGAAUUCGACCAACUCGACGAGCUAUCGCGUGUUCGUGUUGAAGGUCACAAGGCAGGGACGUACGCCCGUAUCGUCCUCGAAAACGUUCCUUACGAGUUCUCCGCACACUUCAACCCGCGCUUCCCCGUUCUUAUCGGCGGGCUCACACCAACUGAAGAACGCUUUGGCUACGUCCAAAUACGUAUAAAGCGACACAGGUGGCACAAGAAGAUCCUCAAGACUAAUGACCCGCUCAUCUUCUCUCUGGGCUGGCGCCGAUUCCAAACCCUACCCAUCUACAGCAUCUCCGAUUCACGAACGAGGAACCGCAUGCUCAAGUACACACCGGAGCACAUGCACUGCUUCGGUACUUUCUACGGCCCACUUGUCGCCCCAAACACAGGUUUCGUCUGCAUCCAAUCUCUCUCCAACAAAACACCCGGCUUCCGUAUCGCCGCCACCGGCGUCGUCCUCAACGUAGACGAAAGUACGGAAAUCGUAAAGAAGCUCAAGCUCACAGGUCACCCCUACAAAAUUUUCAAGAACACCGCCUUCAUAAAAGACAUGUUCAAAUCAGCACUAGAAAUCGCAAAGUUCGAGGGCGCAAGCAUACGCACCGUAUCCGGUGUACGCGGCCAAAUCAAGCGCGCCCUCAGCAAACCAGAGGGAAACUUCCGCGCCACGUUUGAAGACAAAAUCCUCAUGAGCGACAUCGUCUUCCUGAGAGCCUGGUACCCUAUCAAGCCCCGCCGCUUCUACAACACCGUCACCAACCUGCUCGCCCCCGCCACCCCCGACCUCGAAGGCGAAAGCACAAGCUGGCAAGGCAUGCGCCUGACGGGUCUCGUCCGCCACGAAAACAACCUCCCCACCCCCUCCGACAAAAACUCUGCCUACCGCCCCAUUACCCGCGAAACACGCGUCUUCAACCCCCUCCGCGUGCCCCGCAAACUCGCCGCCGACCUGCCGUUUAAAUCGCAAAUCGCAACAACUAAACCACAGAAGAAACAGACAUACCUCCAGAAACGCGCCGUGGUGCUCGGCGGCGAGGAGAAGAAGGCCAGGAGGCUGCUUGAUCAGGUCGUCGCAAUUCGCAAUGAUAAGGUGGAGAAGAGGAGACAGAAGCAGCAGGAGCGCAAGGAUCCGUAUAAGAGGAAGGUCAAGGAGAAUGAAGAGAAGAGGGCGGAGAGGGAGAAGAGGGAGAAGCAGGAGUAUUGGGCUAGGGAGGGGAAGAAGAGGAAGGGUGAUGCUGGGGAGGGAGGUGGUUCUGCGAAGAGAAGGAAGUGA